Molecule: messenger RNA, 2745 nt
Organism: Cariama cristata (Red-legged seriema)
Lineage: Eukaryota; Metazoa; Chordata; Aves; Cariamiformes; Cariamidae
Gene: ALPK1
Product: alpha-kinase 1
Exons: 15
Coding region: 1-2745 (914 amino acids)
Biological process (GO): protein phosphorylation
Molecular function (GO): protein serine/threonine kinase activity; ATP binding
Source: RefSeq, a predicted model, not a curated record
AUGAAUAAUCAAAAUGCCGUGGCCACGCUGCUGCAGGAGUGCAAGCAAGCUCUGGACACGCUCCUGUCGGCAAAGGCUGACACGGGCGAGGAAGACGAUGAGAGGUGUGAGUCUUUGCUUCCCGAGGAUUUGAGGACCCUUCUGGAGGAGGCAAAGGAAAUGAAGUGGCCCUUUGUGCCGGAGAAGUGGCAAUACAAACAAGACCUUGUCCCAGAAGACAAAACAAACCUGCAAGAUAUGAUCAGCGCGAGGCUCCCCAAUUUGCUGGUUUAUUUGAAAGCCUCCAUCAUGGUCAAGGACUGCGUAACAGCAACAGCUAUUGUGUUCCUGAUUGACCGGUUCCUGUAUUGGAUUGAUGCCUCCAGCAAACUUCUUCAGAUUGCCAAGGGUCUGCACAGGCUGCAGCCCACCACGCCGAUCAGUCCUCAGGUGCUCAUCCGCCAGGCUCGCCUCUCUGUCAACACAGGUAAACUUUUGAAAGCUGAAUAUAUCCUAAGCAGUCUUAUUAAUGACAAUGGAGCAACAGGUACGUGGCGAUACGCUAAGGAAAGUGAUAGGGUUCUCGUUCAGUCAGUCUGCUUACAAAUCAGAGGACAGAUUCUGCAAAAGCUUGGGAUGUGGUAUGAGGCAGCAGAGUUGAUUUGGGCUUCAGUUGUGGGAUAUUUCAAACUUCCUCAACCAGAUAAAAAGGGAAUUGCUACUUCCUUGGGUAUUAUGGCAGACAUCUUUGCUUCCAUGAAUGAGAAGGAUUAUGUACGUUUUAAAAGCAAUGCUGAGAUUGACCUGAGCCUUCUCCGAGAGUUCAGUCAUCGCUUCUUAUCAGCUGCUGAGGCCUGCAAACUAGCGGCAGCCUACAGCCAGUACACCCCGCUGUUUGUCCUCACAGCCGUGAACAUCCGUGGGGUGUGUUUGCUGUCUUACAGUCACUCCAAGGACUGUCCCCCAGAAAAGAGAAAGUUCUACUUGUCCGAAGCCAAAGAAUCCUUUGAGAUCGGCCUCCUCACCAAGAACGAUAAGAGUCCCGUCACCAGCAAGCAGGAGCUCCAUAGUUUUAUUAAAGCUGCUUUCUGCCUCACAACCGUGCAUCGAUGGCUCUAUGGGGAGAGUGAGAAGCUCCGUGAGGUGAGUCGGCUGUGUAAAGAUGCCGUGGGAAAACUGGACUCAUACAGCAUGUCAUUUACAGGAGAGGAAGAGAAAGGAAUGCUUGCCAAAGAGAUCAUGUCUCUGAUCACAUCUGUGAAGAAGCACCUGCAAGUGGAAAGCUUCCCUAAUUCUGAUGCCAGGUCUUACGUUCCAGACAGUUAUAAAGGCACAGUGCAAAAACCUAUCCUGCAAGGGGAAGCCAACUUUGACAAAAUCCUUGCCAUGCAUUCUCAGCACCACCUGUCAUUGUGUGAAGUAUUUGAAAAUACUUGCAGGAUUCAUAAAGCCACACCAGGAGAAACCCAAGUGGGAGCUUGUAUCACAACCUUAAGAACAGAAACUAAAAACAUAGACACUGUGUGUACUACGGAAGAAAUAGUGUACCAGAGGAAAGGCGCUGUCAAAAUGCUGAAUUCACCAACAGCAGGAAGUAGCUCAGAGAGACUCGGUGGCCGGAGAAAUAAAUCCGUUGGUUCUGAUGUGAUGAAAACUUCCUUCGAUGAAAAGGUUGAUCCAUUAGAAAUAGAAAUAGAAAUAAAUGGUGAAAACAGUGUUUUCAGCAGACGAUCCAUAACCGAGCACUUUGCCUGUGCCACUACUGAAGAAGAUGAAGAAAAGUCUCAGGACAUGGUGAGCAGCAAGAGACAAUCCAGUUCAUCUCUGAGUUCAUGGUACAAAUCAGCACAGAUGCCCAGGAGUUCCCCUGAAAGUCCAUUUCCGAACCCAGGGGGAAGUGGUUUUGUCUUCAUGCCUGGGAGAACGAAGGAAGAAGUCCUUGAUGCUCGAUUUCUGAGGGAUGAUGAUUACAUGCAGCUUCUGGCAGGGGUAGAACAUAAGUGGCUUGUCCAGAGACUGAUGCCUGCUGGAACUUUUAAGACUAAACAGCUUCGUAAAGCAUACUCUGCUCUUCUUUUAAAAUACUCGAAGAAAUCAGGGCUCUGGACAGGCCAAGAAACGGCUGUAUUCAUUGGGGACUACCUGAACGUGGCAAACGAAGGCAAACAGAGAAGGGCAUUUUGGAUCCACUUCCUGCACCAAGAAGAAAUCCUGGGAAGGUAUGUUGGGAAAGAAUAUAAAGAAGAAAAAGGAAUUCUUCAUCAUUUCAGUGACGUGGAACGGCAAAUGACUGCCCAGUACUAUGUGACGGAAUUCAACAAAAGGCUGUAUGAGCAAAAGGUCCCUACCCAAAUCUUUUAUAUCCCCUCUGCAGUACUCCUGAUACUGGAAGACAGAACUAUAAUAGGAUGUGUGAGCGUGGAGCCCUACAUCCUUGGGGAGUUUGUGAAGCUGUCCAAUAACACGAAGGUAGUAAAGACUGAGUACAAAGCCACAGAGUACGGUCUGGCCUAUGGCCAUUUCUGCUAUGAGUUCUCCAAUGGAACAGACGUUGUUGUUGAUCUGCAAGGUUGGGUGACAGGUAACGGGAAAGGCCUCAUCUACCUCACAGACCCACAGAUUCAUUCUCUUAAUAGCAAAGAUGUUUCACACUCCAACUUCGGGAAGAAGGGAAUCUAUUACUUCUUUAAUAAUCAACACAUGAAGUGCAAUGAGAUCUGUCGCUGCCUUUCCUUAACAAGACCCUCAGUAGAGCUGCCAGUGUAG